AUGGCUGGCUCCUCAAGUGAAAUUAGUGAAUCAUUAAAUGGAUGGAUGAAUAAUAACUCUUCUAUAAUAUCUUAUGUUUUAAUAAAUUCAGAUGGUAUCCCACUAAAAUAUAAUGAAGAAGUGAGUUAUGAGUAUGCUGUCAAACAAGCUUCAUUAUUUUCAGACUUAAUAACAAAAACAAAAAAGUGUGUUAAAGAAUUACUUCCUCAAGAAAACGAAUUUAAUAGUAAUUUAAGAAUUCGCACUAAAAAAGAAACAGAAUAUAUAUUAUGUAAUCAUGGAGAUUAUUCAUUAAUUACUCAGCAAAAUUGUAAAGAUACAACUCAAUAA
Molecule: messenger RNA, 330 nt
Organism: Plasmodium gallinaceum
Lineage: Eukaryota; Apicomplexa; Aconoidasida; Haemosporida; Plasmodiidae
Product: conserved Plasmodium protein, unknown function
Exons: 4
Coding region: 1-330 (109 amino acids)
Biological process (GO): microtubule-based movement
Cellular component (GO): cytoplasm; cytoplasmic dynein complex
Molecular function (GO): dynein intermediate chain binding
Source: RefSeq, a predicted model, not a curated record